CAAAUUUCUAUCCGUGGUCAGAGACUGCAGUCCGUCUGGCAGUUCGAGAAGGAGGACAGACUUCACACAGCAGCUUCUAAGUGAGUGAGAAUAAUUCAAGCCAGCAAUGGAAGACGACUCCCAGUCAUAUAAGACUAUCUUUUCACUUGGGCCAUUCAAAAUCCGGAAGGUACAAAGUGGGGCUUCCAAAGAGCAAGCCAAUGGGAGCCCCAAAGGCCCAACACCUCCCUCCCAAAUGGAGGAAAAUGGAUCUCUUUCUGCCCCACCGGAUUACGAGACCACAAUGGACGCCUGCCCCCGAUAUGAAUUCUACGCCCUUUCAGCCCCGCCUGGACGUCGGAAGGUUCGGCCCUCGCUGGACAUGCUCAGAAAUGCAACGCCGACUUCACAUGAAGGCGGGGAGAAGGAGGGGGACGAGAAGGAUGUGGAAGCUGACGACGAGCCAGAACCAGAGCCUGUUCGGUUUGGCUGGGUGACCGGUGUCAUGAUCCGGUGUAUGCUGAACAUUUGGGGAGUGAUUCUUUAUCUGCGUUUGCCAUGGAUAACGGCGCAGGCUGGUAUAGGGUUGACCUGGCUGAUUAUUUUAAUGUCAUCUGUGGUGACCAGCAUCACCGGCCUCUCUAUUUCGGCCAUCUCCACCAAUGGCAAAGUCAAAGCAGGUGGUACCUAUUUCCUCAUUUCACGUAGCUUGGGUCCAGAGCUUGGUGGCUCCAUUGGCCUUCUCUUCUCCUUUGCCAAUGCCGUUGCCGUGGCUAUGCAUGUGGUGGGCUUCUCCGAAACUGUCAAGGACCUCCUGGUGGAGUUUGAUGCAGUGAUGACUGACCCGGUGAAUGACAUACGCAUCGUAGGCGUGAUCACCAUCACUGUUCUGCUUGGAAUUGCCCUCGCUGGCAUGGAAUGGGAAGCGAAGGCUCAAGUUGUCUUCUUCUUCGUCAUCAUGAUAUCUUUCAUCAACUACUUCAUCGGAACCAUCAUCCCAGCCUCUGAAGAGCGUCAGUCCAAGGGAUAUUUCAGCUAUAAAGGUGAAAUUUUCCUGGAAAACAUCGUGCCCAAUUGGCGGGGGGAGGAUGGCAGUUUCUUCGGCAUGUUCUCCAUCUUCUUCCCCUCAGCUACUGGUAUCCUGGCUGGUGCCAAUAUCUCUGGAGACCUCAAGGACCCUGCCGUUGCUAUCCCUCAAGGAACUCUGAUGGCCAUCUUCUUGACCACCCUGACAUACCUGGCUAUUGCUGCCACCAUAGGUGCUUGUGUGAUCCGCGAUGCUACUGGCAGCUUGAAUGACACCAUAACAGCUACUAACAUCACAGGGGACUGUGUCGGCUUGGGCUGCGGCUACGGAUGGAACUUCACAGAAUGCACCUUGGAUGGUACCUGCAAAUAUGGACUGGCCAAUGACUACCAGACAAUGAGCAUGGUGUCGGCUUUCAGCCCCCUCAUCACAGCUGGGAUCUUUGCUGCCACCCUGUCUUCUGCUUUGGCUUGCCUCGUCUCCGCUCCCAAGGUCUUUCAGUGCCUCUGCCAAGACAACCUGUAUCCAGUCAUUGGCUUCUUUUCCAAAGGAUAUGGGAAGAACCAGGAGCCUCUGAGGGCUUAUGCCUUGACCUACAUCCUGGCUAUUGCCUUCAUCCUCAUUGCUGAGCUCAACACCAUUGCCCCCAUCAUUUCUAACUUCUUCCUCUGCUCGUACGCCCUCAUCAACUUCAGCUGCUUCCAUGCCACUGUCACCAACUCCCCAGGCUGGAGACCUUCCUUCCGCUACUUCAGCAGAUGGACUGCCCUCUUCGGCUCCAUCGUCUCUGUGGUCAUCAUGUUCCUGCUGACGUGGUGGGCAGCGCUUAUUGUGGUCGGGAUCAUCGUUGUGAGCUUGGCGUACGUCACCUACAAGAAACCAGAGGCAAACUGGGGCUCCUCAGUGCAGGCUGGCACCUACAACAUGGCCCUGUCAAACGCUGUGAACCUGAUCAAUGUAGAAGACCACGUCAAGAAUUUCCGACCACAAUGCCUGGUCCUCUCAGGCCCGCCCAACUUCCGCCCGGCCUUGGUGGAUUUUGUUGGUGCCUUCACCAAGGGAGUAAGCCUUAUGAUCUGUGGAAACAUGCUGGAGUUGCAGGACACCUCGUCUGCUGACGAUUACGACGAACAGCUCCAGUGGAUGAGCUCCCGCAAGGUCCGCGCGUUCUACUCCUACAUCACGACGACAGAUCUAAGAAUUGGGGCUAGAAACCUCAUGCAGGUCUCAGGCCUGGGCCGUCUCAAACCCAACACCCUCAUCCUGGGCUACAAGAACAAUUGGCAGACAGACACUCCCCACAGCCUGGAGAGCUACGUGGGCACAAUACAUGACUGUUUUGACCUCAGUGCUGGGGUGUGCGUGCUCCGGAUGCGUGACGGACUGGACGUGUCACGGACGGUGAAGGCCCAAGUGAACAUGGGCUUUGAGGAUCCUGAAGCCGCCCUGGGCCAGGAGAAGAAGCGUGAGGCAUUCAAAGUCAUUGGUGCUGACAAGCUCCUCGAGACGGUGUUCCAAGGCAAACAGAAGAAGAAGAACAUUGACAUAUACUGGCUCUUCGAUGAUGGUGGGCUGACCCUUCUCAUCCCCUACCUCCUCACCCGCCGAAAACGCUGGAGUCGUUGCAAAGUCCGGGUCUUCAUCAGUGGGCAGAUCGCCAAUGCUGAAGAGCAAAAAGAAGAUAUUCAGUGUUUGUUGAGCAAGUUCCGCCUGGGCUUCAACGAGGUUGUGGUAUUGCCUGAAAUAAUGUGGAAACCAGAAGAGACAAGUAUCAAAGAGUUUGAGGAUCUCAUUGCCCCGUUUCGCCUCAACGAGGGCCAGCGAGGCCAAGAAGCCGUGGAAGGGAUGAGAAAAGACGCGCCCUGGAAAGUCACCGACGAAGACCUCAGAGUCUACAAGAGGAAGACCGAACAGCACAUCCGCCUUCACGAGAUCCUGCAGGAUCAUUCACGCAAUGCAGCCCUUGUCGUCAUGAGCCUCCCCGUGGUCCGAAAAGGGGCCUGCCCGAGCUCCCUCUACAUGGCCUGGCUGGAGACGGUCUCCAAGAACCUACACCCGCCGGUCGUCUUCAUCCGGGGUAACCAGCAGGAUGUACUAACAUUUUACUGCCAGUAGAGGGCAGCAGCAUUUCAAGAGAGCACCACGCAGGAGAUAAGAAGGACCCUGCUGCAUUUGAAAGCCCAUUGCUGUGGGAAUAUGUGGCGAACAUCCAACGGGGGUUCGGCUGUACGUGCAAAGAUGUGAACGGACCGUCUCUGAGAAGCAGGGAAGGGAUAUGAAUCACAACUUGGCAUCGUUAAAAGAUUUCUCUUCUUUUCCCCUGGAUUUUACCCAGCGGACUGUUACCUACUAUAACAACCUCCUUGGGUUCUGUGCCUAAGUAAGGGGCUAUCUGUAAA
Eublepharis macularius is the source of this 3405-nucleotide messenger RNA. Its product is annotated as solute carrier family 12 member 3-like. Gene Ontology annotation, molecular function: sodium:potassium:chloride symporter activity. Gene Ontology annotation, biological process: chloride ion homeostasis; potassium ion homeostasis; sodium ion homeostasis. Lineage: Eukaryota; Metazoa; Chordata; Lepidosauria; Squamata; Eublepharidae. Gene Ontology annotation, cellular component: membrane. The record is from RefSeq and is a predicted model, not a curated record. The transcript is spliced from 28 exons. The coding region runs from base 107 to 3121 and encodes 1004 amino acids.